GGAGUAGGUAGACUACAUUCAGCUGUCUCACUCUAGCAGCUUAUUUGCAGACUGCAAAACAAGGAAAUCACACAGGCACCUAGUUUUGUCAGCUUUGGUAUUGUAUUUAGCUAUAGAUGCAUCUGCCCUAGUGUUUUAACAACAACAAGAUAUGCACAGGAUAAAAAACAGGGAAUGUUGAGCUUUCUGACCGGGAAACACCAGAAAAACAGGUCACAGGAAGGAGUUCACUAAUCUGAAAGUGGUAACACUGCCUGUGCCUCUGAUAGUGUCAGUUAGCCAGAUAGUCAGGUGCUGCUAAAGGUGUAUGUAUGCAGUUUUGAACAAACAGGUCGGUGAUAGGAUAUGCUGCUCUGACAUCAGACGACAUCUGAAAAAAACAUUCAUAUGUGGGUCGGGCUGGAGUCUGAUAUCUUCGCCAUGGGAUUGUGGUCCAUCAGCAUUGGUGCUCUCGGUGCAGCAGUAGCCGGGAUACUUCUAGCAAACACAGACUAUUUCCUAACUAAAACUGAGCAAGCUACUUUGGAAUAUUUAGGAGAGACUGAACUGAAGACCAUAUCAGAUGAAUCAAGAACUUUCAAAGCAAAAGACCUAUGGGAGAGGAAUGGAGCUGUAAUUAUGGCUGUGCGGAGACCUGGAUGUUUCCUGUGCAGAGAGGAGGCCUCAGGGCUGUCUUCUCUCAGGCCUGAGCUGGACCAGUUGGGUGUUCCACUCUACGGUGUGGUAAAGGAGAACAUUGGUACAGAAGUUGAAGAUUUUCAACCUUACUUUAAAGGAGAACUUUUUCUUGAUGAAAAGAAACGCUUUUAUGGACCACAGAAGAGGAAGAUGAUGUUCAUGGGACUCGUACGAUUGGGAGUAUGGCUGAAUUUCCGCCGGGCUUGGAAAGCCGGCUUUGAGGGAAACCUGGAAGGAGAAGGUCUAAUCCUUGGUGGCAUGUUUGUGAUUGGCUCUGGAAAUCAGGGAAUUCUCCACGAGCAUCGUGAGAAGGAAUUUGGAGAUAAGGCGAAUCUGACGGCCAUCCUUGAGGCAGCUAAGAAGAUAACUGUGCAGAAAACUUCCCAUUAAACAGUGGCUAUUGUUCUACGUAGCAGCCUUUACUGAUGCAGUGCAGGCCUAUGUCCACAAAAUGUGCUAUGUGUAAUACUCUUACCUCAGUUACACACAAAAUAAUUCCGCAGACACCUUAUUUAUUUUUCUGAAAACAUUAUACAUAGUUGUGCUGUCAUUACUGAAAGCGUAACACACACACACACACACACACACACACACACACACACACACACACACACACACUUACUUUGACAAUUGUUCCCUAAUACUCCAAUCUAGGGGGUUGGAUUGGCAACCAGAGGACCAUAGCAUCAAGAAUAGUGCCUGGUCUACUUUAAAAAUGUAUGUGUUUAUUUAUUUAUAACAACUUAUUGGGUGUUCCUAAACUGCUGUGUGGCUCCAUCAUCACUUAUAGCUGCAAAAAAGACACAUUGGGAGGGAAUUCAAAUGUUUGAAAGUCGGUUUGGUGUCUGUUAUUUACAGUCUAUUAGAUAGGAAAAAACAGACACCCAACUGACUUUUCAAACAACUGAAUAUAAUCAGAUUAAUGUGAAUGUUUUGUCAAAGCCGUUUCCACUAGCAACAUGUUAUCAGAGCCAUGUUUUAGGAGGACCUAGCAUACAGUAUAUGAUAAAUUAAAAACUCAAAUGUGCUUUAUAUUUUGAAACACAAAGUAGUAAAAUACACAAAAGUAGGUUGGGUACGAUUAGCCGACAAGGAACAUGUCGACACUUAUGUAUACAUGGAUGAUGUCGGCAUGAUGAAAUGCCGACAUUCCGGUUCCCAGUGGUUUGUCGCAGCGGCGGCUCCUGCUGGGUGACGACAUUAUGACAGUGUUAGUCGACUUUCUGGACGGAUACCCUUGAAAGUAUAAGCAGUCAGAAAAACAUUUUCCAGGUAACCUUCUUUUUUUUUUUUUCUUUUUUUUUUUUUUAUGUUUUUCGUGCACAUUUUACAAACUGUUGGAGGAAACACCCCAAAAAUAAUUAAUUUAUGUCCAUAAACAUUGAAGCUUUACUAAAGCCAUGUUCUUUAAAAUGAAUAUGAAAGAAAACCGAUAGCCAAUACAAUUUUUCUAAUGCUUUGAUUAGUAUUAUGUGAUUAUAAUAUAAAUAAAGAAAAGUCAACAAAG
Messenger RNA from Pseudophryne corroboree (corroboree frog), 2185 nucleotides. It is a transcript of the gene PRXL2A, whose product is annotated as peroxiredoxin like 2A. The transcript is spliced from 6 exons. Gene Ontology annotation, molecular function: antioxidant activity. NCBI's taxonomy places the organism in Eukaryota, Metazoa, Chordata, Amphibia, Anura, Myobatrachidae. Bases 388 to 1068 code for a protein of 226 amino acids. The record is from RefSeq and is a predicted model, not a curated record.